AUGUCUAUCGAAACUGCUAAAAAAUUGGCAGCAUACAGAGCUGUCGAUGAGAACUUACCACCCAAGGCCAAAGUAAUUGGUAUUGGUUCCGGAUCUACUGUGGUUUACGUUGCUGAACGUAUAGGGCAAUUGUCCAACAAGGACGACUUUGUCUGUGUAUCAACCGGAUUCCAGUCAAAAGCGCUCAUUGUUGAUAAUGGUUUACGUUUGGGCCAGAUUGAACAAUACCCAUCCAUUGAUAUUGCCUUUGAUGGUGCUGAUGAGGUUGACCCGCAAUUGAACUUGAUCAAAGGUGGGGGUGCAUGUUUGUUUCAGGAAAAGUUGGUUGCCUCGGCAGCAAAGAAGUUAAUUGUUGUUGCUGAUUAUAGAAAACAGUCAAAGAAGUUGGGCGAACAUUGGCAUCAAGGGGUCCCCAUUGAAGUUGUACCUAUUGCGUUUACCAAGUUAAUCGGCGAUAUCACCAAGUUGGGGGCUAAAACAGUGAACUUGAGACAAGGAGGUAAAGCCAAGGCAGGACCUGUGAUUACCGACAACAACAACUUCAUCUUGGACGCCGAUUUUGGCGAGAUUGAGGAUCCAAACAAGUUGCAUCAUGAAUUGAAGCAAUUGGUUGGUGUUGUUGAAACCGGUAUCUUUUCCGGCAUUACUCAAAAGGCAUACUUUGGAGAAGAGUCGGGUGAGGUGACUACAUGGCUGUUAGAGAGUAAGUAA
Messenger RNA from Lodderomyces margitis, 711 nucleotides. It is a transcript of the gene RKI1, whose product is annotated as ribose-5-phosphate isomerase. The record is from RefSeq and is a predicted model, not a curated record. The coding region runs from base 1 to 711 and encodes 236 amino acids. Gene Ontology annotation, molecular function: ribose-5-phosphate isomerase activity. Gene Ontology annotation, cellular component: intracellular membrane-bounded organelle. NCBI's taxonomy places the organism in Eukaryota, Fungi, Ascomycota, Pichiomycetes, Serinales, Debaryomycetaceae. Gene Ontology annotation, biological process: D-ribose metabolic process; pentose-phosphate shunt, non-oxidative branch. The transcript has a single exon.